GGGGGCAGCAGAAACGUUAAGUGCAUGUAAACCACCUUCCACUUUGUUUCAGAAGAAGAAGAGAAGGGGAGCGAAGCGCAUCAUCCAUCUUCGGGGAAAACACCAGCUAUCUAACGAGAGACUAGAGAAGAACAAACAUCGGCCAUCAUGGGAGCCGUGCUGGGAUUGUGCUCCAUGGCGAGCUGGAUCCCAUGCCUGUGCGGCAGCGCCCCCUGCCUGCUGUGUCGAUGCUGCCCCAGCGGAAACAACUCCACUGUGACUCGCCUCAUCUACGCCUUCUUCCUGCUGCUGGGAGUGGGUGUUGCCUGUAUUAUGUUGAUGCCCGGCAUGGAGGGGCAUCUUAAGAAGAUUCCCGGAUUCUGUGAAGGCGGGAUGGGCUCGUCUAUUCCUGGCGUGGAGGGUCACGUGAACUGCGACGUUCUGGUUGGCUACAAGGCUGUGUACCGCGUUUGCUUCGGCAUGGCCAUGUUCUUCCUGCUGUUCUCUCUGCUCAUGAUCAAAGUCAAGAGCAGCCAGGACCCCCGAGCUGCGCUGCACAACGGGUUUUGGUUCUUUAAGUUUGCUGCAGCUGCUGCCAUAACAAUUGGAUCAUUUUUCAUCACAGAAGGUCCUUUCACUACUGUGUGGUUCUACGUCGGCAUGGCUGGAGCCUUCUGCUUCAUCCUCAUCCAGCUGGUCCUACUCAUUGACUUUGCUCAUUCCUGGAAUGAGUCCUGGGUGGAGAAGAUGGAGGAGGGCAACUCUCGCUGCUGGUACGCAGCUCUGCUGUCGGUCACCACAAUCAACUACGUGUUGUCUCUGGUGUCUCUGGUCAUGUUCUACGUCUACUACACCCACUCUGACGGCUGCACCGAAAACAAGGUGUUCAUCAGCAUUAACAUGCUCCUCUGCGUCGCCGCCUCGGUCCUGUCCAUCCUGCCUCAGAUCCAGGAGUCCCAGCCCAGGUCUGGCCUGCUGCAGUCCUCCCUGGUUACCCUGUACACCAUGUACCUGACCUGGUCGGCCAUGACCAACGAGCCUGACAGGAAAUGUAACCCGAGCCUUCUGGGGAUUAUCGGGCUGAACAGCACCAGUCCUGUGGGUCAGGACCAUGUGGUUCAGUGGUGGGAUGCCCAGGGGAUUGUGGGAUUGAUCCUCUUCCUCAUGUGUGUCCUCUACUCCAGUAUUCGUAAUUCGUCCAACGCCCAGGUGAACAAGCUGACUCUGACCAGCGACGAGUCGGCUCUGAUCGAGGACGGGCCUCAGAGCGACAACUUUGAGGAGGGCGGCGGCGUCAGCAGAGCUGUGGACAACGAGAAGGACGGCGUCACCUACUCCUACUCUUUCUUCCACUUCAUGCUGUUCCUGGCAUCGCUCUACAUCAUGAUGACGCUCACCAACUGGUACAGCCCCGACUCCAACUACGAAGCCAUGACCAGCAAGUGGCCGUCGGUGUGGGUGAAGAUCUCCUCCAGCUGGAUCUGCAUCGCCCUCUACGUGUGGACGCUGGUGGCUCCGCUGGUCCUGGUCAACCGGGACUUUGACUGAAUCCCGCCGUCCCACUGCUCGCACACACACACACACACACACACACACACACCCACCCAUGCUCCGCUUCACCUGUGUUUUUGUUUCAGCAAAGUCAGUAGAACAGUAGGUAGCUAACCCUGCGUGGGUUCCAGCUGGACAGGGGCUGCGCUCACACUGGCUCUUUCAGGACUCUCUCUCUCUCGUUUUUGGCGGCUGUGGCUCGUCUCUGUAGUCCGUCACAGCUUCUUCACUGCGAGGCUGAUGACGGAGAGUCCUGUCCCAGCUCUGACUGCAGCCCGGGCUCCUCUGGUGUCAUGUCAUUGUGAACCCUGAGCAGCCUGUUGUCGUGGUUUCCCCCAUGUGGUUUGCCAUUGUAAAUGUAUCCUGUGUAUUUCCUAGUGGCUGAAUUUUAGGGCGCUUUCACACCUAUAGUUUGGUAGACUCGCGAUUCGGGCCUUGAAGGUGCAACAUUGUUGCGUUUUUCAUUUGUUAACCUUCCUGUUGUCCUCGGGUCAAAUUUGACCCAUUUUCAAAAAGUUUCUAUACCAAAUUUUCAAAAAGAAAUGACGUGGAUGGCUCCCUACAACGCUCUUGGCAAGUUUUAUUCAAGUUUUUAUUCACGACCAAAAAAAAUAAUUUAAAUUUUGACCCAGAAAAACAAAAAGUUGCGUGGUCGACGGGAGGACAACACAAGUGUCAAACGCACCAAAACGCUGUCACGCGGUCGAGACGGCCGUUUGUUCAUUGGACAGAAUAUCGGAAUCUCGCCGAAACUAGCCGACACUUCCCGCUCUCAGAAAUAAUGGAGCAACACCAUUUAUAACGUCUCAGGUUUUCUGUUUGCGCUUCAGGGUUUAUCGUAUUUUAAAAGAAGGCGAACAGUGUGAGCAGCUGACCGACGGCGAGUGAAGGAGGAGAGAUGAUGAUGAUGUCACACAGACGACCAGGGAUGUGUGCUCAGAACAGCUUAUGGAUCUGAAAGUUAUCAACCCCUAAAAUCAUAUACAUACAUAUACAUAAUCAUAUACAAGUCCGAAAAUUGUACGCAAGGUUGAAACUGCACGCUAGUGACUGCUCGGUUUUAGUUCACUCAUUUGGGUCGGAUCGCGUUCUCACCUAAGUGAACCGAACUCUAGUUCACACGGAAGCGGACCCGAGACCCCCGUUUUUUAAGCGGACCAGAGUUUUUGUUUGAUCGGCACCGGAGUUGGGAUGAGCGUUUCACACACACACACCCACCCCCCCCCCCCCCAGACCACACAGACUAUCAGACCGAAACGCUCCAGGGGUCGGUUUAAACAGACCAAACGAGGCAGGUGUGAAAGCGCCCUUAGUUUACCUUCUAUAAAGACAGAGCUGCAUGCUUUUGCGUUUUUUAAAACCUGAUGUGACAUUAACAGUAGCUGUACCUGAAGCUUUUAUUAGGCCGACGAUGGCUUUGAUGGGUGUGCUGACUGCAGUAUUACAUGUGGAAAUGCCGUUGCGUAGAAAUGAACUGCUUAGAUUGUGCUGCUGCCGUUUGAUAAGCAGGACUCCCAGGCUGUGGCACUGAGACGAGAGCGGCUCACCGUAGUCCACUGAAGUGUACCAUCACCAGGCAUGAGCAGUGCUGUGCGUGUGUGUGUUAUUCUAGUCAUCCUGUGUUAAAGCUCUACCAGCUGUGUGUCCUCUGCAGCUUGCACAUACACAACAAAGGCAUUCCUGUUUUUGUUGUUUCUUGAUUUGCGUUGAAUUGUUUUGACUUUAAAUGUAAAAUUUGAAAUGGAUCGUUUGAAAGACUUGUAGAUAAGUUAUUUGGUAGUGUUUAGCAUGUACUGUAGUUCCUCACACAUACAUUGGUAAGAUUGUCUCACCUGUGCUUUUUAUCCUAACAUGAUUGUGUUUUUUUCUCUUGACAUGUAAAAGUAUAUUGUAACUCGUUUAAUAAAACUGAUUGAAAAGAA
This is a messenger RNA of Sander lucioperca (pikeperch), 3452 nucleotides long. RefSeq names its product serine incorporator 1 (gene serinc1). Bases 148 to 1527 code for a protein of 459 amino acids. The transcript is spliced from 10 exons. Gene Ontology annotation, cellular component: membrane. The record is from RefSeq and is a predicted model, not a curated record. NCBI's taxonomy places the organism in Eukaryota, Metazoa, Chordata, Actinopteri, Perciformes, Percidae.